CCCGGACCGGAAUUACGGUACGGAAAGAGUUAAGGAAAACGAAAGUUGGUUUUCCAAUUUAACAAAUGUUGGACUUUGACAACAAAAUCUAGAAUUUGUUUGAACAAUGAGUGGCUCAUUGGUGACGAUGGAUACGCGGGAAAGUGAAAAAUUGGCAAGAAAACGUUACAACGAUCUCAAGGUCGACAUAGCAACUAAUUUUAUCUGUGACAACGUACCUGACAAUCUGCCUGUGUUCCGAACGCAAUGUGCAGGAUAUCUGGGCGGCCCAGCAAAGUACAUGAAUCUUCCAUUCUUGGAUAUAUGUAUGAAUUUGGAGAGUAACAGUACAAUUUCGUACAAGAAUCUCCACGACUUGAAAGAAAUAUUAAAGAAAUUGCCGAUAGAGGGAGAUGCAAUUGUGAAAUUGGUGGAUAGCGCUGAACAGGAAAUCCAAAACAUAUUGUCAGGUGGGGCAGCAGUCACACAACCAGCACCAGGUCCCAGUCAGAAACCGAGUGAGACAACGGCCAUUGGUAAAGACACCGGUGAAGGCUUUCAUCAGAAAGAGUCGCACGUCUUCGCUUACUCUGAAAUGGAAUCCCUUACUCGUCAAAACCCGGGAAAGUCCAUUGGAUUCAUAAGUGUGAGGGAUUCGUUAGGUACCGGAUUUCGUGUAGGGGACCAGUAUGUUAUGACUGCGUACCACGUUUUUAAAGACACAUUUGAAACAUUGAAUAAGCUACCAGCGACCAUGGUGGAAUCUCCCCAGAGCACGGUAAAACCGCUGUCAAAAAUCUUCACUGUUGACGGGAAGGAGGAUAUCAAGACUUGUGUGGAACGUUACCUAGCGCCAACUAAUAAGGAGCUUAGAUACCAAACACUUUUGCAACACAUUGUGCCAUCUUUUAGGGAGAGGAUUGAAAAGAGAUGGAUAGAGGAUACAUGGAUUGCUUUCAAUAAGGGGACAGACAAGGAACUGAAAUUUAAUUUUGAUUUAAACAUACCAUUUGCUGAUCCGGUCAAUGACAUUCUUAUCUUGAAGCUACGAGUUGACGAUGGAAAUCGGAGCAAAAUACCAGAACCUCUCCAUCUUGAUGAAUUUGAAAUUGACACCAGAAUGCAUUUGAUAGGCUACUUAAAAUCAGAAAAUGUUGCAAAAAGCCUAAAAAUCAAUAUCAACUGUAAGGUUUACAGUAAAGCUACGGAACUCCAAAAAGACGUCAAAGAAGCAAAGGGGUGGUGGGCGAAGAACAUGCCUGAUGCUAACCUCGACGCCUGUUUCUAUGAAUCAGGAAAAGAAGAAACUGCUGUUGGAAGAACAAUACUGCAUGCCUCUGAAGAGUUCGAACACCGGUCAUCUGGAUGUCCUGGUGUCAUAAUUGAUGAACACACGAGGAAUUGUCUGGUUGUACAGCUUAUGUACUUGUCGGGUUAUCCAUCACGUUACUACGAAACUGAAAGGGUAACACCACCGCUGGAGUAUUGCUUCGAAUCUGGUGUGUCCAUGAAGCGCAUUGCAGCAAUAUUGUCGGACGCUGGACAAACAGAUUUGAAGAACUCUGUAUUCACCAGAGUAAUGUGAAGCAGACAAAAUAUGCUUGGUUCUGUCUAGAAAAUAUUGUGUUUAUAUAUUGUUUAAACUGAUAUAAUUGUAUGCAGAAUAUGUUUGUAACAGAGCGCAGGAUUAAUUAAAUUUAAAUCACUGCCUC
Pecten maximus is the source of this 1691-nucleotide messenger RNA. RefSeq lists its product as uncharacterized. The transcript is spliced from 6 exons. The coding region runs from base 107 to 1564 and encodes 485 amino acids. The record is from RefSeq and is a predicted model, not a curated record. Lineage: Eukaryota; Metazoa; Mollusca; Bivalvia; Pectinida; Pectinidae.